This is a messenger RNA of Scleropages formosus (Asian bonytongue), 3503 nucleotides long. Its product is annotated as ralBP1-associated Eps domain-containing protein 2-like. Lineage: Eukaryota; Metazoa; Chordata; Actinopteri; Osteoglossiformes; Osteoglossidae. The record is from RefSeq and is a predicted model, not a curated record. Gene Ontology annotation, cellular component: plasma membrane; cytoplasm. Gene Ontology annotation, biological process: endosomal transport; endocytosis. Gene Ontology annotation, molecular function: calcium ion binding; protein binding. The transcript has 21 exons. Bases 222 to 2339 code for a protein of 705 amino acids.
AGAAUCCCUGUCGAGUUUUUCUGAUCUCACUGAAGUGGACAAGGAAGAGGCGCUUCCCUUUGCUUCCGCAAGGUGGCAGCAAAAGCAAAAAAAAAAAAUUACAUCUGCCUGUAGUGCAGAUCUAACCGGACUCCGUGGCGGGAUAGAAUCGCCGCUACCGAAAACUAGAGCCACCUAGACGUACAUAUAGGAACGCAAUUACACUAUUAUUUGUGGGGAAAAUGUUCGUUUUAGAGGAAAUCGUUAUUUGCAUGGAUCAAAGCCCCGGCUCGGCUAUGGCAGCAGCACCAGCAGGCACCUUCCUACCGCUGAAUGAGCAGGAGCAACGAUGCUACUCGGCUCUGUUCACCUGGUGCCAGGCUGACAGCGCGGGGACGCUGUCGGCAGCCAGAGUAGCUGAACUCUUCAGAGCGUCACAGCUGCCCGCGGACACCCUGCGCCAGGUGAUGGAGGUGUGUGGAGCCAAGCAGCAGGGCUACUUUGGCCCCACUCAGUUCCAGCUGGUGUUGAAGCUCUUGUCUGCUGCGCAGUCAGGCCUCCCUGUUCGCCUGGAGAGCAUCAAGGGUGAGCUGCCCCUUCCCAGGUUUACUGGGAUGAAGAACUAUGCGGAAGAUCGGUACCCGGCCUUUUCUCAGCAUGGCGACCCUCGGGGUCCCCAUUUUGGGGGCACAACUGGACAGACCCAACGGUGGGCGGAGGACAGGAGUGCCUUGAGACACCGGGAAAACAGUGUGGAGAAGCAGCAGGAAGCUCAGGCCGUCUCACGCUCACCCAGAAACUCGCCUCCUGCCUCCCCUUCCAACUUCCCCAUGUCCGCAUACAGCUCGCAGAGGAAUGGCGGCGCGGACACGCUACUGUCCCAGUCAGUGCACAGCCCUCCACGGAGCGCGGCUCAGCAGGACGGCUCUUCUCCCAGCCACCGUGGCUCGAGGCCCCCGGUGGAGCAGCACGCUGUCGCCAGGGCGUACUCAGCAGAGAGGCUGGUAGACCACAAUGCAGAGGACUACCCUGAUGACCCCUGGAGGAUAACGGAGGAACAGCUGGAGUACUACACCAACCAGUUCAAAAGCCUGCAGCCUGACCUGGGAGCUCUCAUUCUGGGGGCUGUCGCAAAGGAUUUUUUCACCAAAUCUAAGCUUCCAAUACCAGAACUCUCCUUUAUAUGGGAGCUGAGUGACGUUGACCGUGAUGGAGCACUGACCUUCCGUGAGUUCUGCACUGCCUUCCACCUUAUCGUGGCUCGUAAGAAUGGAUUCCCUCUCCCGGAGAGCCUGCCCCCAUCGCUGCAAGCCAGCCUCGUUGCGCAGGAUGGAGCCCCUCCAAGGCCGGUGGGUGAGGAUUCAUUCUUUGGUGUACCUUUUGCCCUGCUGGAGAAAGUCCCGGUGCCUCCUGAGAAGACUGAACCACUCAUCUCGUUUGAAGAAACUGAGACCAUACAACAAGGGAAGCCCAGAGUUGAAAAGCAGAGUUCUGUGGCUGAGAUGAACAUAUCAAAGCAUGAUGUGAUAGAGGAGCCUUCUCAAUGUGUGUCUACCCCUAAGCGGGUGGGAGAAGUUCAAGACAAAUGUACUGAAAAUACAAACACGGUCACAGAAAUACCGGAUCUUGUGUACAAGGUGGAUCCACAUAUGAGACCAAGAUCAAGGCCGAGGUCCUACUCAAGCACCUCUAUCAGUGAUGUUGUGAAGAAGACAGAAGUGCCACCCACUCCUCCACCUCGACAGCAGAAGACCCAUUCUCGAGCCUCCUCUUUGGACCUCAACAAACUUUUCCAGCAUAGCAGCCAGGGGUUGAAAAGUACUUGGCUGACUCCUCCACCUCCGGCUCUUCCACCUAGACCUCCAGUCACACAGAUGCAGCACUUCACUGCGACUGCAGAGCAGGACUCCCAGAAGGCUUUGCAACAGCCUGAUUUUGCAGACUUCAGCAAGUUUCAAGAAGAGGAGAAAAUUUCCAAACAGAACCUGUCCUGCGAUGCCACUGUGGGUGCAGAGGGCAGCAUCUCCCCCAAAACGGGGGUGGGGCUGUCUCAGCCUUUGCUACAGAAACCGACGCGCAGCAAGCAUCGCCUUGAAAGCCAGAACCUGGAUCCAAGCCUGUCUUCAUUCCCUGCUUUCGUCAGUGGGAACAAACCAAGUCAAAAAGGGAAAACUCUUCUUGCUGUGUUCCAUGGGCAAGCACAAUGUCCCCUACCCACCUCUGCAGGCUGUCCAACAGGCAGAAGAAGGAGAUCCAGAUGGCUAUCCGCAAGAACAGGGAAACCAAUGCAGUGCUGGCCCGGCUCAACAGUGAGCUCCAGCAACAGCUCAAGGAUGUGCACCAGGAGAGGAUCGCCUUAGAGUCACAGCUGGAAAACCUGCGCCCUGUUGCCUUUGUAUAACCAACUCAAGGAUCCCACAGCCUGUUACAGCUCAUCUGACUGCUUAAAAGGCCCUGUCUCACAAACUGAUGCAGUCCCAUAUCUGCCUGGGAUUUAUUUACUGCUGUGAACAUGCCCAAACAAGCUGCAAAAAACAAGAAGUUUGCAUUACUAAUGGUGACUGAUUUAGAGGACUUUAGUGGUUGUAGGGAUCUGAAGCAAACUAAUGUCAAGCACACAUUUCUCUAAAUAUAUUAAUAUAGGUCUGGUAAGUUCACGUUUAUCAUUGGCAAGCGUACAAUCUUAUCCUACGAAAUUACAAAAUCCAAGAAGAUAUGGAAAAAUGGCAGAUGCAAUAGUAAACAUCUGAAGAAACCACACAACUGGCUAAAAAAAGAAAAAACGAACAAUAUAUAUAACAACCAGCGAUGGUAUUAGUUAAAAGGUAAGUAUGAUCAAAUUAUUUAUGCAGUUUGCUUUUUUCUGUUACUGCUGAGGCUCAGUACACCAGGUUCCUGGUUUUCUACGUCACUGACUAAAAAUACUGUCAAGGACUUCUGAUUAAGGUGCCUGUGUUUUUAAAUGUACCAGCGCUAUUAUUACCAUAGAAUUAAAUGCAAUAGUUGUAAGCUGUUGAGAAACAGCUCAGAUUUGUAUUGAAUAGCUCUAAUAUGCAGGAAUAACCUUUUCUUUAAGAAAAAAAAACCACUAGCUAUGCAACAUCACAUGUCCAGUCAGUGUUCUGUCAUCUGCUACUAGGGCAAUAACAAUGGCACAUUAGGGAGGUCUGCAACAUGGGGUGAUACUCGGCCACAAAGAAGGUUGGAUGAAGCUCUCAGUGGCAGAGAUCAUCAUUUUCUCACCACCACUAAUGCCUGGUUACACAAAAGCAUCUUGUAAAGUUAUCCACGGAGAGCGUAGGUUAUGAAGUCAAACUUAUGACUUUCAAUGUAUGCCCAUAGUGAGCGCUGCAUUUUUUUAUUAUUAGCAGGAGAAAGCAUGGAGAACAUGUUUGUUUGACGUUUAUGUGCGCUGUCUCUCUAAAUAAACAACUCUGUGAAGUUGUGAUGUUCCCGAUAUUAAAUUUAAUGUAAAUGUGUUCUGUCUAUUUCUUCAAUAAUGAAGGGUAUAGUUUGUACUGAGG